Molecule: messenger RNA, 5753 nt
Organism: Xiphophorus maculatus (southern platyfish)
Lineage: Eukaryota; Metazoa; Chordata; Actinopteri; Cyprinodontiformes; Poeciliidae
Product: CREB3 regulatory factor-like
Exons: 11
Coding region: 561-2165 (534 amino acids)
Biological process (GO): regulation of transcription by RNA polymerase II; response to unfolded protein
Cellular component (GO): nucleus
Molecular function (GO): RNA polymerase II transcription regulatory region sequence-specific DNA binding; DNA-binding transcription factor activity, RNA polymerase II-specific
Source: RefSeq, a predicted model, not a curated record
CAUUUUUACAACAACUAAAAUGCACAUAAUUACUUAACUGCCUCGUUAACCUAACAGUAACGCGCUUCGAGACUUUUAUUUUGACAUCUCUCCCGGAAGUUUAGCGCUUCCAACGUCUUGUUUUGACGCUCGACAUAAAGUAUUUAUUGUAAACUUGGGUCAGGCCGGAGAGACGCGGAGGACUGCAGCUGUUUUUACAGCUGACACCCUUCCAGCUGCUAGCAGGCCAGCUCUGUCCGGCUGCGAACCAACUUCCUGCAUGUGGCCGUAGGAGGAAGGGGAUUUCUGAGGCUUUAGCGGUCGCAGCUGCCGUCUGAUCGCGAUCCCCGUCUCCCCUCCGCGGAUGGUGCGGGGUGGGAUCAUCUGGAGAGGCCGUGGCAGACAUUUUACCCACGGUCUUCAGGAGCCUGGCAACUCGGACGGGGUUUACCUCCGCGAAGACUGUAACAAGAUUUUUGGGGAUACGAAAUGUGAAGAAAGGGCUCCACUUUUUCACCUUCUCUACCUAAGAAGUUGCCUGAUCUGACGUGUCCACAUCCUGACACCUUCCUGCCUCGGGCAUGCCUCAGCCGGGUAUGAAUGGGAUGGAGCCUGCAUUUGGCGAGGCCUACGGGGGCCACAGGGGCCUGCUGAGCACCUGCCCGCUGGCCAUGUCGCCACAAGGGGGCAGGACUGAGUAUGAUCAGAGCGUGCUCCUGAUGCUGGGCUCCCCAGCGUCGCCAAGGAAACGGCCCUUCGAGUUGCUGAGCGACCUGGUGGAUGACGGCGGUUUUGGCGAGGACCAGCAUCCGGAGCGCUGGGACGUGUCCGCGCUGGACGAGAUGGCCCGCUACACCAAGCUGGGCCUCGGAGUUGGCGGGGAGCUGCUGGCGUGCUCCGAGGACGCCAUCUUGAUGGGCCGCUGGGGGAGGAGUCGGGAGGAGGAGGAGGAGGAGGAGUGGAAGAAGAGGAGGGAUGGCUGCGCGGCCCCUCCCAUAACCCAGGAAGUCCAGGUCACGGUGACGGGGAUGAAGUCGCCGCGUGGUUCCAUUACGGUGGCAACACAGAGGGAGCUGUGCGCCGCCGGAAUGGGGAUGGGAGACGAACGCGACCAAGAGGUGUCGAGGGAGUGUACGGUGGAGGUAUAUCAGGUGGCACCUGAGGAAGAGGAGGGGCAAGAACAGGAAGCGGCGGCAGCCGGAUCAGGGCUGGCGCUGGAGCACUGCAGCGAGGAACACAACUACUCUCUGAGCCAGGGAGGGGAGAAGGCGGCCAGGCCGGCGCUCAGCGCUCCGCCGGAGGAGGCGAAGGAGGCUGAGGUUCAGCAGGAGGUGCAGGGCAGCGAGGACAGCCAGGCGAACACAGAGCUGGAGGAUGAGGAGGAGGAUGAUGAGGAGGAGGAGGAAGAAGAGGAGGAGGAAGAAGAGGAGGAGGAGGAGGAGGAAGGGGCGGAGGAAACGGCGGUAGAGGCUGAACUUUCGAGCUCCUCAGAAACUGAGUGUGAGGUGGAGCCCAAGCCAGCGAGGCAACCAGGCGAGCGCCCGGCUAAGCGUCGCUGUUUCUGGGAGUACAGACGCUCCCGGGAGUCGGCCACGAAGAAGAAGCUGGGCAGCAACGUCCACUGGUCUCUGUCCUGGAGCUCCAGCACGCUACCCAGCACGCUGUACCGCCGCGAGGGCAAGAAAGGGCGCCGCAAAGCGCGAAAAACAGACGCCAGCGACCUGACGCCCAACCCUCAGAAGCUGCACAACAUCGGAGAGCAGCUGCAGAAGCUCAACGCUGCCAUUAAGGGCAUGGGCCCGGUCAACGACCUGCCCGCCGUGGCCCGAGCGCGAUCCCGCAAGGAGAAGAACAAGCUGGCGUCCAGGGCCUGCCGGCUGAAGAAGAAGGCCCAGCAUGAAGCCAACAAGAUCAAGCUGUGGGGGCUCAACCAGGAGUACGAAAACCUCUUGGGAGCCCUGCUACGGAUCAAGGAGGUGAUCCGACAGCGGGUGGAAAGCAGUGAGGAGGAAGAUGGAGACGAACGUGGAAUGACCCAACGUCUCGAAGACAUCCUUAAAGAGUCCAGCGGUCCCCUAGUUGCUGGGCGGACCAAAGACUUUGUGCAAAGGAUUCUGGAUGCCAGCGCGAGCGGUCAGAACCAGCGUAAGGAGUCGCUGCAGGGCGGAGAUGAGUCGGCGGGUUAAACUACCCAGCACCUGUGUUUUUUUUCUCCACGUCCUCCCAUCCCAGCACCCACCUGGCCAAGCACCUCCUCAGCUCUCACAUCGGAGUGAGAGCAGAGCGGAGAAGAGGCUGGGAAAGAAGAAACCAACACGGGAGUUUGUUUCCACCCUGCUCUCCUUCAACAGCAGCACCCUGUCGCUGCAGGCUGCACCGCAAACACCACCAGGCUAGAACUGCUGCUGAUGUCUUUACUGUGUCCUGUCCGUCUGUGUGUGUGUGUGUGUGUGUGUGUGUGUGUGUGUGUGUGUGUGUGUGUGUGUGUGUGUGUGUGUGUGUGUGUGUGUGUGUGUGUGUGUGUAUGUGUAACAUACUGCAUGAGAGUGUAUAGUGCUUCUGUUUCCCUCCCUGUGCUGUAUUUGUAUCCCAUUGUGCCUAUGAAUAGACAUUGCACUGUUUUGUAGAUAGUCAUAGUUGUUGGCGGGUGAGUGAGCCGAGGGCAAGGGAGGGGAACACAGGAAGCUCAGAAACCAGGAAGUGAGAGGAGCCCGGUUUCAGAAAACACAGAAGUGGAUGGAUGUGUUUUCUCAUUCCUCUGAGCUCCGAUGAAAUCAUUUGAGGGACCCGGAAACAGAGGUCCGUUUGUUAAAGAAACCUCUGGAGCUUUAAUAAACCCUCGUCUCCCCAAAAUCACUUUUUUUUCAGUUCAUCUCCACUGCAUCAAAACGAAAGCAGAGCUAAAAACGAAAGUGACAACGGCACCUUAAUUUAAGCAGACCAAAGACGACUGUAACUACCCAAAUGCUGAAACAUCACAACCGCUCACAGACCCGCCGCGUCAACCCAUCACAAAAAACUAUCAAAAUACUUUGACUGUUGUCAUAUUUCUACAAUAAGUAAUUUUUUAAUAAAGUCAAAACAUUAAAAUAAUAAAGAUGCAACUAGGGCUAGGCAUUUAUCGUAUCGUUUACAAAUUUUGAUUUACUGUUGGUCUCGAUAAAUUUCAGUUGAUGCUAAAAAAAAACUGACAUGUUAUUUUUUAUUAUUUUCUCCCCUGUUUGUUAUUUCCACAACAGCAUAAACAAAUAUCAGUAAAUUCAAAAAUAUAAUUAAUUGAAGCCUCCUUGUGCAUUUUAGUAAUAAAAAUCAGAAAUUUAUUUGAAAUAGGAAUAUUUUUUAAAGAGCAGUAUUUGUGGCGCCAUCAAUUCUGUCCCUUCCAGUUACCUAAAGAAUAAGUAAUAAAUAAUAUUUUACCAUCUUUUUUAUUAUUAUCACAAUAGUUCCAUAAAAUAUAACAUCACCAACCCCUAGAUGCAAUAUUACCAGAAUAAAGUUGUUAUUAAAGAUGUUUGUUUCUUCUGUUUCUGUUUAAAGAAUCGUUUAAUGUCCUGCUGCUGAUAAUAAUUUGACGCUGCUGUUAAAAGAUUAAGUAUUUUCUUAUUGUACCAAAGUAUAAUUUUUUUUUAAUUUUAUCUUUCGUAGAAGUUCUCAUAAAAUGUCUACUUUAUUCCUAGUGUUACAACCUUAUUCUCAAAUUAUUUUAAAUUUAUUGUUUUACCAUUUUUUUCUUAUAAUAUUACAACUAGAGAUGAAAAUCUUUCAGUUUCCAGCGAUCGAUUCGAUUCAAUUCGAUUAAAAUUUUUGGGGUUACCUUGAAUUCAAACACGAUUUUUAAUUCAGAAAUAUAUUUUUUUUUUUUACUAGUUUUGUGAUUCUGUUUAAAUUAUGUGACUAAUAAGAAGAAACGACAAUCAAAUAUAACAUUUAUUUAAAACAACUUCCAUCAGUUUAUAUUUGCACUAAAAUAAGUUUGUGCACAAAAUUCUGUAACUUAAAUUACCUGUUUCAGGUUAGCUUAGCUGCGUGUCUUCUUAUUAAAUAAAAAAAACACCAAAGAAUCAUUUAAAAUAAGUACGGUGGCCGAGCGGACGCGUAGUGCGAUGUUUAGUUUAUUUCCAAAUAGGAGGAACAAAGACGUACAACUAAAACGCAUUUUGAGUUUCUCUUUACUGAACGAAGAAUAAACAGUAUUCUUUUAUACUGUUUAUUCAGUAUAAAAUAUACUGAAUAAAUUAAAUACAAAGAAAAUAAAUUUAAAACAAAGGCAGCAGAAAGAAGUAUGAACUUAUUUCAUAUUUCUAUUAAAAUUGAUUCUUGAGCAUUUUUGACCGUCUGUAACUUUAUUCUAAUAAUUAUGUAUUUUAUUAGCCUGGCUAAUUCUCCAUCGUAUAUUUGCUGUAGCUGCCACUGUGGAGCCUGAUGCUUCUCCGGUUUAUCUGCAGUGGCUUCAUUGAAACCCACAAAAGGGAAAAAGUCUACUCACUGCCUCCCCUCGCCCUCUGCUCAACCCCUGGCCUGGUUAUGUAGCGCAACUUCCUGAAUUGCAAUGACCAAUAGAGAAAACACUUGUAGAUCUAGACAGCAAAUAAGUCUAUUUUUUUGUUUGUUUUUGUCAAUGUUUCGAUUCUGUUGUUAUCUUGACGACGCGGCAGCCCACUAAGUGGGUGCUGCUCUUGAGGAUUUUUGAAAUCUGCCUUUGUCUGUGGUCUUUGCUGAAGCUGUAGACCAACCUGUCCAAGCUCUCUAAAAAUUAUUGGACACACAACAAAAAGAAAAGAUAGUCAAUAAUCCUUUGAAUUGCACUGUGGUAAGAGCAAAUAAGCACCUUUGAGGAGGGUUUUAAAUCCUCGAAAAGAGAAAAAAAAACAACUUUUUGGCACCUUUCUGCAAAAACAGAUAUUAAUUCAAAGACUUGAAGGUGCCUGCUGCUUCCAAGGAAAAGACAGUUUGGGUUUGUCUCAGUAUGGUGCUACUAUAUGAUGAAAAAAAAAAAUUACAGAAAUGCAAAUCUAGCAUGGAAGCAUGAGACAGUAACUGCUGACUGGGUUUUUGUCCUGCAAGCAGGCGCUGUUGGUGGCGGCUUGCUUGCAUAAUAAUGCCUAUCUGAAGUGCCUGGAGCUUAAAGCCACAGGGGCCUGUGUUAUUACAGCUGAUCCUGAUUUCUGUAAGCGUUACAAAACUCACCUACGACUGCCGUGCCACGCUUAAUGCUUCUGGGAAAGGAGAAGGAAUGUCUGGUGUCUCAUCGCAUGCCAGCCAAACAAGUAAAGCAAAAAUAUUUAAUGAAACCUACAGUCUCAGUAACAUCACCUCUGGGAAAGGUUAGGAAAGACGUUUUCUUCCUGCUUUUUCCCCGCAUAUGCAUCGCUCCAAAGCUGCUGUGUUCCAACUCAAUGCGUUCCCCUCCUGACCGAAAAGCAUACAGAAACAUUUCCCCUCCUGCAGAGCUUGAUGUUGGUCAUGAGAAAGCUGUGGUGGUGAAGUUCAUUACUGUUUCUGUAGAAAACGGCGUUGUAUGAAAGGCCCAAAAUGCAAAUAAGGACCAUCUAGAUCUAACGGAUUUGUUUUUUAUUUUUUAUUCAUGCGAGUUAUUUUUUUUUCCUUGAAUGGAAUAUUAUGAUCAGAGAGUCAAAUUUCAAAGUUAUAUUUGAUAUGCAGGACAUUCAAGUUGACAUGGUAACUGGAUGGUUGUUUCUGUAAUAAAAUUACAAGGCUAAAGUAGCAAUAUUUUGAGAAUAAACUAACAUGAGAAUAAAGUCGCAGUUGAGUGA